GUCAUUAUAUCACUUUCAAUCCAAAUAAAAAUUACGUAAGCGCAUUUAACCUCCUGUACAGCAGGUGGCAGUAAGCACUCAAAUUGGACUUUAAUAAAACGACGAAAUAAUUUGGCGGAAGUAAACACAUCUGCCGCCUCCCGAGACGUUCAAGUAGCUCACCACUUUUUUUUGCUUUACAUGACGCUGUGAAACUUUACAGUUCAGUUGGUUUUGGACUUCAGAAGCAGCAACGAUCGGAACCGAAAUAUGAAAGUGAAGAUCCGGCAGUGGAGCGGCAUCGCAUCCUGGUUGUGGGUCGCCAACGAUGAGAAUUGUGGGAUCUGCAGGAUGCCGUUUAACGGAUGUUGUCCAGACUGUAAAGUGCCAGGAGACGACUGUCCACUCGUGUGGGGGCAGUGCUCCCACUGCUUCCAUAUGCACUGCAUCCUCAAGUGGCUGAACUCCCAGCAGGUCCAGCAGCAGUGUCCCAUGUGUCGACAAGAGUGGAAGUUCAAGGAAUAACAGACUGGAGACUUUGUGUCUCAAUGUAAAUAUUUGUACUUUUGUCCACUGUAACAUUUUUGUGCCUACAAUUGGAAUUAAAAA
This is a messenger RNA of Synchiropus splendidus (mandarinfish), 588 nucleotides long. It is a transcript of the gene anapc11, whose product is annotated as APC11 anaphase promoting complex subunit 11 homolog (yeast). The record is from RefSeq and is a predicted model, not a curated record. Lineage: Eukaryota; Metazoa; Chordata; Actinopteri; Syngnathiformes; Callionymidae. Gene Ontology annotation, molecular function: zinc ion binding; cullin family protein binding; ubiquitin protein ligase activity. Gene Ontology annotation, biological process: positive regulation of mitotic metaphase/anaphase transition; protein ubiquitination; anaphase-promoting complex-dependent catabolic process. The coding region runs from base 250 to 504 and encodes 84 amino acids. Gene Ontology annotation, cellular component: nucleus; anaphase-promoting complex. The transcript is spliced from 3 exons.